Messenger RNA from Epithele typhae, 1032 nucleotides. Its product is annotated as homoserine O-acetyltransferase. The transcript is spliced from 12 exons. The record is from RefSeq and is a predicted model, not a curated record. Gene Ontology annotation, biological process: biosynthetic process. NCBI's taxonomy places the organism in Eukaryota, Fungi, Basidiomycota, Agaricomycetes, Polyporales, Epitheliaceae. Gene Ontology annotation, molecular function: acyltransferase activity, transferring groups other than amino-acyl groups. The coding region runs from base 1 to 1032 and encodes 343 amino acids.
AUGGCGUCUGCCAUCCAGCACUACCGCCACGGCCGCUUCCGCGUAGCAGGCGGCGUUCUGCCGGACGCCGUCACCGCCUACUGCACGUACGGCGAUCCAGCAAGUCCAUGCAUCAUCUUCCCCACCUGUUAUGGCGGGCGCCUUGACAGCCAGGACUACAUGAUCGGACCCGACAAAGCCCUCGAUUCAACCAAGUAUUUCAUUGUUACAUUGGCGCUCUUCUCGAAUGGUGAAUCUUCAUCGCCUUCCAACACUCCCCCUCCAUACAACGGACCAUACUUCCCAGACGUUUCUUACGAAGAUAAUAUCCGCGCUCAAUAUGCUGUCGUCACCAAGGCACUCAAUGUGAAGAAGGCAUAUUGCGUGGUCGGAUUCUCUAUGGGAGGUCAACAGGCGUACUAUUGGCCUGUCAUGUAUCCCGACUUUGUGGAAAGGUUCAUUCCGAUCUGCGGGUCGGCUCGCACAAGCAUGCAUAACAAGUGCUUCAUUGAAGGCCCGAUGACCGCCCUGUUGCACUCGAAGGAUUUCGACCACGGUCAUUACACUAAAGAGCCUCAGGUGGGCAUUCGGGCCUUUGGUCGCGCGUACAGCGCAUGGGCCUAUGGACAGGCGUGGUUCCGUCAACACCAGUACCUGAUGGGCGGUCAAUACUGCUCCCUCGAGGACUUCCUCCGUCACGAAUGGGAGGGAGGCUUCCUUGGCGUCUGGGACGCCAAUGACCUCAUCACCCUCAUCAGGACCUGGCAGAGUGGUGAUGUCUCGUUGAUUGGCAAGGGUGUAUUCAGUGCACCUCAUGACGAAGACGCUUUCAAGACUGCGUUGGCCGGGAUCAAAGCCAAGGGUCUCAUCAUGCCUUGCAAGACGGACCUAUACUUCCCUCCUGAAGAUAGUGAGUUCGAGAUAAACCUGAUGAGCAACAGCUCCAAGCUCGUAGUGAUUGACUCUGUGUGGGGUCAUAUGGCGGGGGGCGGUAGCAAUGCUGUGGAUGAUGAGUUCCUUAAAACAGAGAUUAGGAAGUUUUUGGAGGAAUGA